AUGGUUGUUUCCUACCAGUACCCAAAUAGCACAUGGGAGACAGUGGCAAUGAAGCCUUGCCAAAGGGCGCUAGGCCUUGGUGGGAUUCGAACAUACGACCCUCUAAUUACAAGGCGAGAGUUAGAACCGCACCACAGCACUUCCACGGCAAUAAUGAAAUUAAACAUCAUGGUCUCAAUGAUGAAAAGGGAGUCCUCUGUGGUCACACCACAUUUUCUAGCUGUUCCACAGGGAAUUUCUGAAUUACCGAAAUCCAUCGAUUAUCUUAGAGAAAGUAUGGUUCAAGAGAAUACAGAUGAAUACUCUCCGUUACAAAUGGCUGUAAUGAAUGGUCACCUUGAUGAAGUACAAAGCAUAGUCAGUCAAGGGGCGAACGUGAAUCAGGGUACCGCUGAAGGCUGGACACCGUUAAUGAUUGCAGCAAAGACCGGCAGAGUGAAGCUGUUGACAUUUCUCAUCGAUCAAGGGGCUGAGAUUACAAAGUCUGUUGAAAGCUUGACUGCAUUACACAAUAAUGCUAAUGGUCAUCUUGAUGUAACCAAAUAUCUCAUCAGUCAAGGGGCUGAGGUAAAUAAAGGAGAUAACAAUGGUUGCACCGCAUUACACUUUGCUGUUAAGAAUGGCCAUCUUGAGGUCACUGCAUAUCUGAUCAGUCAAGGGGCUGAGAUUAACGGAGGAAUAGAUAAUGGUGGGACUGUAUUACACAUUGCUGCUUUCAGUGGUCAUCUUGAUGUAACCAAAUAUCUGAUCAGUCAAGGGGCUGAGGUGAAUGGAGGAAAUGAUAAAGGGGCUGAGGUGAAUAAAGGAGAUAAAAAUGGUGGGACGGCAUUACACUUUGCUGCUCAUAAUGGGCGUAUUGAUGUAACCAAAUAUCUCACCAGUCAAGGGGCUGAGGUUAAUAAAGAAGCCAUUCUAGGAUGGACUGCAUUCCACGUUGCUGCUAAUAUUGGUCAUCUGGAUGUCAUCAAAUAUCUGAUCAGUCAGGGGGCUGAGGUGAAUAAAGAAGAUAACGACGGUGGGACUGCAUUACACAUUGUUGCCCAGAAUGGUCAUCUUGAUGUAACCAAAUAUCUGAUCAGUCAAGGGGCUGAGGUGAAUAAAAGACUUAACAAUGGUUUGACUGCAUUACACUUUGCUGCUCAGAAUGGUCAUCUUGAUGUAACCAAAUAUCUCAUCAGUCAAGGGGCUGAGGUGAAUAAAGAGGAUAACAAUGGUAGAACUGUAUUACACCGUGCUGCCCAGAAUGGUCAUCUUGAUGUAACCAAAUAUCUCAUCAGUCGAGGGGCUGAGGUGAAUAAAGGAGAAAACGACGAUAUUCAUCUUGCAAUACAAAAUGGUCAAACCCCCAAGAUUGAGAACUUAGUGUCUCAAGGAGCUGAUCUCAAUAUCCAGUCAGCUGACGGUCAGAUGUGUCUCCAUGAAGCCAUCAAACUCUGUUACAAAACUGGGAGAAAUGUAGAAGAAAGCUACACGCUAAGAAAGAUUUCAGACGAGAUUUACAAUGGAAACCUAUCACCUGCGAAGGCUUUGGUGUUUUAUCUACUUGACAAUGGAGCUAAGACAGACGUGGAAGAUAAGUCAGGAAAACUACCAAUCCAUUAUGCCAAAGAUGAAGUGGUUAGACAGAUGAUCUUAUCGAGAAUGGAAUCUCCUGAAGAGGCCCAUUAUUAUCAAGAAAGCGUGAAUAAAGAACAUCACACGGAAUCUAAAGUCUCUGCCGACGCAACUUCAGAGGAUGUCACAAUGUCCCAGGAUGAUACGAGGGAGCAGAGUAAGCAAAAUGAAACUCAAACCCAUGCUGCAGAAAGCGAUGAGGGUCAUCAUACUGAUGAAGAAUAUGACUUGAUUCAAAUUGAGAAGCAUGGCAUUACUGUCAGAAUUUCCAAAUAUGAAAUCUACAGUGCAAAGGACAUCACUGUGGAAGUGAUUGAAGAGGUCCCACCUGAGCUAAAGCUGAAGGAAACAGAAGCCAUCAUUUCGGUUGGAUUGAAGAUGUCGCCUUCUGAUGCAAUCUUUGACAGUCCUGUAAGAGUAACAAUGCCCCACUGUGGUGCAUUUACAAAGCCUACUGAUGCAGAAGUUUACAUCUAUUAUCGCAAGAACGAUUCUGCAAAGUUUACAGCGAUUCUAUCCACCAGCACUAGUAUCCCAAAAUGUGUUGUGAGAGAUCGCGAUCUAGAUAUCUACCUGGAACACUUCUCAGAAUUCAGGAUUGUUGCUACAAUAAGAAGGAUAUUUAUUGGGAAACGUGUUAUUUGUACACCAAUCAUUCCUGUACUAGCACCUAGAAAUCCCAUGCCCGUUUUGUGGGUCAAUGUCAGGGACCAAAACGUUGCAGAAGGACAGAUUCCAGAAGGAUAUAAGGUCCCGAUUCCUGGGGAGCAGUUCUUAGUCAGGUGGCGUUCAGGGGAAUUGAAAAUUUCUUGCAAAGAAAGCACUCUGAAAGGCGAUCCUCGGAUUCUCAAGGAAGGAGAAAUCCGUCACCUAACUGAGCACCAACUCAUGUUUGAGGUGGAUACACAAAACAUUACUGAGAAUAAAUUCAACCUACACUUCACCCUACAACAGAAUACAACUAAGGAGCUCAUCGUUCCAAUGUCGUUAAAAGAAGCAGCUACGGUGAUAUCAGAGGGAGGAGCUUGUUCACCAUCAGCGAUAGCGACAUCAUCCCCAUUGGCUGGCAAUCAUCCUGCAGAAACCAUAGGUUCUGGUUCUACUUCUGAAACAAGAACAACAAUGAAAGAGUCUGAGGAGGAUUUCGAUGACAUUCUGAAGGAAAUUGCUGAACAGGUCAACAAAAGGCAGGACGUCGAUGAUCUUGGCUGUAAACUGGGAUUUCAUCCAUCAAAAAUAGAAUCAUAUUGUGAGAAUAACAGGAAUGGAUCACACAUGGGCACGCGACAGAUGCUUCGUGAUUGGAGGAAAAUAACCCAUGAAUCAGAAGAACGAGUACUGUUGAGGCAAGCCCUUACUGACAUCAGGUACAUUCGUUUGGCUGACGAGCUUCUGCCUGAGUAUUGA
Molecule: messenger RNA, 3021 nt
Organism: Lytechinus variegatus (green sea urchin)
Lineage: Eukaryota; Metazoa; Echinodermata; Echinoidea; Temnopleuroida; Toxopneustidae
Product: ankyrin-1-like
Exons: 12
Coding region: 1-3021 (1006 amino acids)
Biological process (GO): signal transduction
Molecular function (GO): protein binding
Source: RefSeq, a predicted model, not a curated record